UACCUGAAUAACGAGACGAGGUCUCACUACCUUCCUCCUCCGCGUCUGACCGGUCACGACCGAACAUGAGCCUCGACCCUCCCGCUGCACACACCGGAUGUUCACGCUGUGUAGUCAACACACUCACCUGGAUUUCCCGGGAGAUCGCUUCCACCGCAGAGCGGAGUUAGCUAACUGACGCCGCCCGGUCAACACAACUUCAUCCAAUGGAGGAGACUGGCGCUGGCACGAAUGGCGGUGAAGCCCUCUCUUCUUCCUCCUCUUCCUCCUGUGAUGUUCCCAGGGAGCCGAACUUGGAGCUGAAGAAGCUGCUGUUCUUCAAAGUGUACAAGAGGCGCUGGUUCGUGCUGCUGAUCCUGUGUCUGCUGAACUGCUCCAACGCCACGAUAUGGCUGACCUUUGCACCAGUAGCAGACCAGUCUGCCCAUUACCUGGGUGUCACCCUGGUGGGUAUCAACUGGUUGUCGCUGAUCUAUAUGGUGGUGGCCAUACCGCUAAGCCUCUGCACCACGUGGAUGCUGGACAUACUGGGGCUGCGGAUCACGAUGAUCCUGGGCGCCUGGCUGAACAUGUUCGGAGCCCUGCUGCGCUUCAUCGCUACGGUGGCAGGCAAACAGUCCUCGAGUCUCGUGUUCUCUCUGGUGAUGGUGGGUCAGACCCUCGGGGCCAUCGCCCAGCCCCUCAUCAUCUUCACCCCCACCAAGCUGGCCGCCCUCUGGUUCCCCGACCACCAGCGGGCCACAGCCAACAUGAUCGGCACCAUGUCCAAUCCGCUGGGCAUCCUCCUCGCUAACGUCAUCUCUCCUCUGCUGGCUCAGACAUCUGCUCAAAUCCCAAUGCUGCUGCUUGUCUACGCAACCCCGGCCUGCUUCAUCUGUUUCCUAGCAACAGUGGGGAUACGGAGCAGCGCCCCCCCCACGCCACCGUCAGCCAGUGCCGAGUCCUCCGCCUCAGAACCCUAUGUGCAGGGCGUCAAACUGUUGAUGAAGAACAGACCCUACCUCGUCCUGCUGGUCUGCUUCGGCUCGGGCAUCGGCGUGUUCACCAGCUUCUCCACGCUGCUGGAGCAGAUCCUGUGUGUGCAGGGAUACACCAACGACUUCGCCGGCCUGUGCGGCGCCCUCUUCAUCGUGUUCGGCAUCGUCGGCGCCGGCGCUCUGGGGCCCUACGUCGACAAGAGCAAGAAGUUCAUCGAAGCCACGAAGAUCCCCAUGAGCCUCACUGCUCUGUGCUUCAUCGCCUUCUCAGUGGUGUCUCUGAUGCGGGAGCAGAAAGUGGCCUUGGCCGUCGUCUGUUCCCUCUGUGGCUUUUUCGGUUUCUCCAUUUACCCGGUAGUGAUGGAGCUUUCUGUGGAGUGUUCGUAUCCGGUGGGUGAAGCCACGUCGGCCGGUCUCGUCUUCGUGUCGGGACAGGUUCAGUCUGUUCUCUACAUCGUGAUCCUCCAGGCGCUGACCAAGAGGAUCGCUGCCUCUCCUCUGUCGACCUGCGGGGACGCCGUGUUGAGCUGGAAAGUGCCGAUGCUGGUGAUGGCCGGACUGUGCAGUUUUUUCAGCUGCUGCUUCGUCAUCCUCUUCAACACGAGAUACAGACGCCUGGAGGCGGAGAUGGAAGCGACCUACGGCACCAAGCGAACCAGUGACCCCGCCCACAGCGUGGAGACCAGUGACCCCGCCCACAGCGUGGAGACCAGUGGACACGCCAAGAGUGUGGAGACCAGUGACCCCGCCCACAGCAUGGAGACCAGUGGACACACCUACAGCGUGGAGACCAGUGGACACGCCCACAGUGUAAUGAAGAGUGACCCCGCCCACUGUGUGGAGACCAGUGACCCCGCCCACUGUGUGGAGACCAGUGACCACAUCAAGAGUGAGGCGACCAGUGACCCCUCCCAGAGCGUGGAGACCAGUGAAAACAAGAUUCUUUAGUAAAAUAUAUGCGACCGAAGAUUUUACGUACAUUGAGUUUCUAUAGCAGGUUUUACUUUAACACCACUGGUACGUACAAGUAUCCUCAAAAUAUAAUUCAGAGUCAUGUCGACUAUUAAUCCGAGAAAUACCCUCAGCAGGUUGUUUACAUCAUUCCAUUGAGAAAUGGAAAAUACAUUUCUGUGGUUCUGAUUGUUCACUUUAACAAAGAACCAGUUAUUCAUUAAGAGGAAAUCUACAGAGUAAAGAUAAUUAUGUUGUCGGAACCAGAACUUAUUCUUACUAUUGAUAAUCACAUUUCCACGAAGAAGAGAAGCAAUUUCAUUAUAUAAAAAUAAAACUUGAGAUCUCUCUGCAUCUGAGCUCAUUAGAGACACACAUGAACUUUUAGUUAAUUAUCUUGUCGAUAGUUACUCGUACCCAAAAGGUAUUUAUUUUGUACGCACAAGCUUUUUUUAAAUAUCACCCGUCUGGACUUUAAACUUCCAUAGAAAUCUGUAAACUGAAGUAAACAUUUAACUUUCCUCUUCCGAUCGGGGGACUUAAAUGAUUCUUGCUUCCCGGGUUUAUUUUCAGGUAUAACUUACCUUUUGAUUAAGGUAAUCGAGCGGCACAGUGGCGCAGUGGUUCACACGGUCGUCUCACAUGAAGGUUCAGUACCUCGAUCUCCUGGUGGGGGUUUCUCCUGGCUUCCUCCCACGGGCUGAACUCAUGCAGCUGGGGAUCAGACUAACUGGAGACUCGUAUAGAUGAUGGAUGGACCUGAGCUUUAACGCUAGUACCACCUUGAUGAAGUCAUUUUAACAGAAACUUGAAAACCGUCUCUGCAGGUGUCAUCACUGUCUCCAUCAGUGUUUUGUUGAAAAUCCCAGGAUCUUUACCUUUUACUCCCCAGAGGCAGCGGGGGCAUUAAGCUGCAGUGCAUUCUGGUCUAUUUCACGCAGCUUCCAUUCUCAGGGUCUGACAACAGAAACCUGACUUUUACAGCUGAAGCUUCAGGAACCUUCUUCUCUGCAGCGGCUCGAAAACAACUUGAUGUGUUUGUCACAUCAUCACACACACACGCCUGCGUCUGAUUCUUUUAUUCUGAAACUGCUCAUAAGGUUCAGUUUACUGACACAUUCUAAACCUGUUAUUUUAUUAGUGCCUGUCAUCAUGUUGUGGAGAGAGAACCCUACUAACAGCAUUUAAAUACCAAUUAUUCUAAACAGACGGUUGUGGGUUUUGUGCAAUAAAGGAAACUGUCAAUGUUCUGUUUGGUAGACGAUACUUUCGAGUCCAACUUUAACUCUGAAUGUACGAAUUACUCAUGAGACCAAAUCAGCUGAUUUCUACUUUAUAUUCAUACUUUUUAAAUUGUUAACAGUUUUUUUUAACAGUAAUAAGACUUCUAAAGAUUGUUUUGUAUUUUUCAAAGAGCUUAUUUGAUUAAGAUUUGUUACACUUGAUGGACUUAAUGAAAACAAGUUCAAACAUCUGUAAUAAAACAUUGUUGUAAUGAGAAGCAUCUUUUUAACAUUCUCUGAAGGUCAAAACUACAAUAAAGAUUAUUAAUAAUACAAUGUUUUGUUAGAUUUUGUAUUUCAGUGCCUUAAAAUGUGAAUAAAGUUUCUUUGAGUUAGA
Molecule: messenger RNA, 3548 nt
Organism: Platichthys flesus (European flounder)
Lineage: Eukaryota; Metazoa; Chordata; Actinopteri; Pleuronectiformes; Pleuronectidae
Gene: slc49a3
Product: solute carrier family 49 member 3
Exons: 10
Coding region: 207-1925 (572 amino acids)
Biological process (GO): transmembrane transport
Cellular component (GO): membrane
Molecular function (GO): transmembrane transporter activity
Source: RefSeq, a predicted model, not a curated record